AUGGAAGGAUCUUUUCGUAGUGCAGAUAAACGUAAUUCCUCAUGUGUAAGAAAAGUUGAUGCCAUGCAGAAUGAAAUGAAAGCAGUUGAGAAUAAUAUAAACAGUACGAGUAAUAUAAGUAGCUCAAGCAAUGCUAGUUUUAUGAAAAAUUUUAACAAUUAUGAUAUACCUGAACAAUUCAUAAAUUAUUCAUCAGAAUUCAAAGAUUCAUAUGCUGAGGAGCAUUUAAAUUCUUAUGAAUAUAAUUUGGGUAUGAAUAACAAUCAUAUGAACAAUGCAAAUAUGUAUAUGAAGAAUAAUGAUGGUUAUAAUAACUAUUAUAAAAUGAAUGAUAUGUUGGGAGGAAUAAUACUUCCUAAUAAUAAUCAAUUGAAUAAUAUGGAUAAUAUGAACAAUAUGGAUAAUAUGAACAAUAUGGAUGAUAUGAACAAUGUGGAUGAUAUGAACAAUAUGGAUAAUAUGAACAAUAUGGAUGAUAUGAACAAUGUGGAUGAUAUGAACAAUGUGGAUGAUAUGAACAAUAUGGAUGAUAUGAACAAUAUGGAUAAUAUGAACAAUAUGGAUAAUAUGAAUAACAUGGAUAAUAUGAAUAUUAUAGAUAAUAUAAAUAAUGUAGAUAAUAUAAAUAAUGUAGAUAAUAUAAAUAAUGUGGAUAAUAUAAAUAAUGUAGAUAAUAUAAAUAAUGUAGAUAAUAUAAAUAAUGUAGAUAAUAUAAAUAAUGUAGAUAAUAUAAAUAAUGUAGAUAAUAUAAAUAAUGUAGAUAAUAUAAAUAAUAUGAAUAACAUGUAUCAUAUGAAUAAUAUAAAUUAUAUGAAUCGUAUUAAUAAUAUGAGUUAUUUAAAUAAUACUAUUCCAUUAAACUGCAUAAAUGUUUUUAAUCAUAUAAAUGACAAUUUACGAAAUAAUCUUAUUUCUUAUAAUAAUAAUAAUAAUGAUGAUGAACAAAUGAAUUGUAAUAAAAAUGUAGAACAUAAUAAUAACAAUAUGGAUGGAACCAACAAUAGUAAUAUGAAUUACUCAAAUAAUGAAGGUUCCAAUAUUGCUCCGAAUAUCUAUUUAAAUAAGAAUUCGGGAUAUGAAAAUUGCUACGAAAUAAAUGAGAAUUCUGACAAGGUUACUAUAGGAAGUUACAAUAAUGAAGAUAAUAAAUUUAAUAUGAACAAAAUGCAUGUAAUAAAAAACGAAAUGGAUGGAAAUGCAAAUGACAAUAAAAUUGAAAAUGAAGAUGUGAAUAUACCAAUAUGUGGGUCAUCAAAGUCUCCCUUAAAUAUACAAAAUAAUAAUAUAGAAAUUAAUCACAUGCGUGAUAAUUUCCUAUCGAACGAUAUAAUGAACACUAUUCCAUAUAGCCCCCCUACCAAAAAAAUAAAGAUUGAAAAAAGGAUGAUGAUGAAAAAUAUUAUGCAUCCUAAUGUUAUAAAAAAUAUGGAUGAAAAUAAUAUGGAUAUGGAUAAAAUGAGUGCCAAUAAUAUUGAUAUGAAUAAAAUGAGUGUUAAUAAUAUUGAUAUGAAUAAAAUGUGUGCCACUAAUGUUGAUAUUAACAAAAUGAGUGUUAAUAAUAUUGAUAUUAACAAAAUGUGUGGCAAUAAUAUUGAUAUUAACAAAAUGUGUGGCAAUAAUAUUGAUAUGGAUCACAUGAACAGCAACAAUAAUGAUUUGAUUAAUAUGAACAAGUACAAUAUUCAUAUGAAUAUUAAUAAUAAGAUUCCAAAUAAAUUUGAUGCAAAUGAAAAUAUUAGGAUCGGUAAAACGGACCAUCCUAAAUAUUUAAAUGGUAAGGAUUAUGCCUAUACACGAAGCUGUUAUAAUGAAAAUAAUAUUGAGUAUAAUGAAAAUGAAAAUAAUGAUAUAAAAGGGAAUAAAAAUAUUAUUAGGAAAAAUAAUAUUAUGAAUUUUAAUACUAAUAAUAAUAAUAAUAAUAAUGAUAAUGAUAGUAGUAAUAAUAAUAAUAAUAGUAAUAAUAAUAAUAAUAGUAAUAAUAGUAAUAAUAAUAUUAAUAACAAUAAUAGUAAUAAUAGUAAUAACAAUAAUAAUAAUAAUAAUAAUAACAAUAAUAAUAAUAAUAAUAAUAAUAAUAAAAAUAAUAAUAACAAUAGUAAUAAUAAUAAUAAUAGUUAUAAUAAUAAUAAUAGUAAUAAUAAUAAUAAUGCUCAAAUAACUUAUGGUGAAAAUAUUUAUAGUACUAGUAAUUAUCAAAAUAAUAAUUUUUAUGAAAAAAAUAAUUUUGUUGAAAUAAAAAGAAUAAAUAUAAAUGAAAAUUUUUGUGAUGAAAAAAAUAAAGAAUUAAAAAAAAAUAUGGUUCCAAAAAAUCAAGAUACUUUAAAUGAAGUAACUAAUAAGAUUCUUAUAAAUAAAAAUGCAGAAUUAACUAACCAAAAAAAUUUAAAAAAAAAAAUGCGUGCAAAUAUUAAUGCAUGCCUAUCAGGUAGUAAUAAUAAUAUAAAUAAUAACAAUAUAAUUUUUUAUAAUGAAUUUAUAAAGGAUGAUAAUUAUUAUAAUAAUAUAUGUUUAAAUAAUGAAGAAUUAAAUAAUAAUAAUAAUAAUAAUAUCCUAUUUAAUGAUAAUAAAAAUUGCAAUUAUAAGAAUCUUCAUUUAAACAGUACAAUUAAUUUUAAUCGUAACAAUAAUAACAAUAAUAUUGAUAAUAAUAAUAAUAAUAUUAAUAUUAAUAAUAAUAUUAAUAUUAAUAAUAUUAAAAACAAUAAUGAUUAUUAUAUUAAAUAUAAUAAUUUAAAUGAAUUUAAAGAAGAAGAAGAAAAAGAAGAAAAAGAAAAAGAAAAAGAAAAAAAAAAAAUAGAAAAAAAAGAUAACGAAAAAGAAAAAGAAAAAUUACCAAAUGAACAAGAAGAAGAACAACAAAGGGAAAUAAUUAAAAAAGGAAAAACACAAAACAUAAACUCAAAUAAAAAAAUUACAAAGUGUAUUAAUUCAUCCAAUUCAUCAUCGUAUUUGAUGAAUUAUGAUAAUAACAAUAAUAAUUAUAUAAAAGAAAAUACAAAAAAUCUUGCUGAAUUUCAAAAUAUUAAUAAUAUAAAUAAUUUAACCUCUAAUAAUUGUCCCCAUGUUUUAAAUGUUUCAUCAUUAAACGUAAAAAAUAUGGAAAAUCAAAUGGCAAGAAAUAAUUCGAGUUUUAAUAAUAUAAACAAUAAUCAUCUUAAUAAUGAUAUGCAUAAUUUUAAUCAACAUUUACAUAAUUUGAAACAUAUUAAUAACCCAAUUAAUUUAAGUACUCAUGGUAGUCUUCAAAAAAAUAAUGUGCAAAUGAGAAUGAAUACAAAAAAAAUAGUACCAGAAGAAAAUAUAGAAAUGGAAUCUUUUAUGAAUAUAAAUAAGAAUUCCUCAAAUAUAAAUUUUAUUGAACAUAAUAUGAUGAAUAAUAAUAUAAAUGCAUAUUAUAAUAAUAAUAAUAAUAAUAUGAUAAAUAAUGGUACUAAUGAAACUCCUAAAAGAACUCAUAGAGCAUCAUUAAAUAUAAUGCAAAAUAUUAACAUACCUCAAAAAAAUAACUUUACAUUAAAUUCUAAUAAAAAUGAUGUUGUUAUGAAUAAUAUAAAUUCAUAUCAUGUACAACAUGUAAAUUAUGAAGAUAUGGAAAAUAAAAAUGCCUAUCCUAAAAAUUUCAUAAAUAAUUUAGAAAAUCACCAAAUGACUACUACUAUUGAUGGUAACAAAAAAAGAGUUAGCGAACAUAGUGGUGAUCUAAAUCGAAUGUUGAAUAAUAAUUUAAAUACUCCUCCUAAUAAUAUAAAUAAUACAAAUAAUAUAAAUAAUAUAAAUAAUAUAAAUAACAAUGUUAAUAUUGUUAAAGGUAAAACUGUACAAAUGAAUUCUCCUUUAAAAAAUAUGACGAAUUCGCUCCAUGCUAAUAAUUAUAAUAUAAAUAAAAUGAUGGUGUAUCCACCACAAAAUAUUAUUACACAUGGUAAUACUACUACUAAUAUUACUACCACUAAUAAUAACAAUAAUAAUAAUAAUAAUAAUAGUGGAUAUAAUAACAAUGUUUAUCCUUAUGAUAAUAAGGUGGAUAACUCUAAUAACAAUCCUACAAAUAAUGAUUUCAUUAAUCAUUUAAAUAAUGACACACAAAAUAGAAAAAAAUAUUUGGCUAGCAGUCAUGCAGCAAACAUGCAAAAUUCUGGAAAUCACGUUUAUAUAAAUAAUAUUAGUAUUAAUAAUAAUGUAAACAACAUGAAAAAUAAUAAUAUGAAUAAUAAUAAUAAUAUGAUAAGCAAAAAUAGCUUGGCUAAUAUUAAUAAUAACAACAAUAUGAAUAAUAUGAACAAUAAGAUGAACCAUAUGAACAAUAUGAACAAUAUGAACAAUAAUAUGAACAAUUUGAACAAUAGCAUAAAUAAUAAUAAUAUGAAUAAUAUUAAUGUUGGUAAUAACGUUCUUGUUGGUUAUAAAAAUGUCUCAAAUAAUAAUAGAAACAUAAAUAAUGAUAAUAAUAACGUAAUAUUAAAUCCUAAUUAUGAUAUGAUCAGCAGAAAUGAAAACACACAAAAUAAUAAUUUAAAUAUGGCAAACGUACAAAACGUUUACAGUAAUAAUAAUACUGGAGGUUUUCUUGUAAAUAAAGAUUAUGUUGUAAAUAAAAAUAUGAUAAAUGAAAACAAAGUAUCUAAUUUAGAAACAACUCAUCCAUAUAACCAUAUAGAUAAUAAAAUGAUGACUGACUUCAACAAUAAUAAUAAUAACAGUAAUAUUAAUAAUAAUAAAAGUGGUGCAAAUAUAAAUUAUAAUAACAUGUACAAUCAAAAUAUACACAACCGAAUGAAUAAUACUAAUACAAUUGUACAAAAUAAUGUUCGCUCAAGCAUUUUAUUAAAUAAUAAGAAUAAUAGUAAUAGUAGUAAUAAUAAUAAUUUACCAUAUGAUAAAGAAAAUGUAACUAAUAUAAAAUAUGAUUUAUUAAAUAAUAAGAAUGUUCAUAACAAUAUACCAUUUAUUGGAACCAAAAUAAAUCUUAAUAAUUCAUUGGUUCAAUUAAAUAAUAAUAUGAAUAAAAAUAUAUUAUCGGAAGAUAUAAAUAAAAAUGGAGAUAUCCUAAAUUCAUUUAAUGGAAAUGCAUUACCAAUUAAUUAUGAUCGAAAUGAAUAUGCAUCUUCAUAUUCUGAAAAAAAUACAAACAUAAAUGAAACAUAUAUGAAUUCUAUGAUAAACUCAAAAAACAAUAGUAUUCAUUUAAAUCAGAUGUUUACAAAAAAUACUAUAACAUCUAACAAAAAUAGUAGUAAUGAAAAACAAAUAAUGAAUAGAAAAAAAUUAACAAAAACACAAAAUAUAAAUAAUUUAAAAGCAACAGAUAUUAAUUCAAACAUUAAUUUUAUUAAUCAUAUAAAUAAUAAUAGUGAUGUAAAGAGAAUGAGUAAUUUCAAUAUCCAUCGAGAUGGUAUGUAUUUGAAAGAUGAACAAAACACAGUUACACAAGAUAUUAAAAAGGUAUGUACUAAUAUAUCAUCAAAUUAUGGUUCUUUAAAUUAUGUAAAUCGUGAUAUGAUGAAUCAAAGCAAAAAUAAUAAUACGAUUAACAAUAACGUGAACAAUAAUAAUACGAUUAACAAUAACGUGAACAAUACUAAUAUGAUUAACAAUAACGUGCACAAUACUAAUAUGAUUAACAAUAACGCGAACAAUACUAAUAUGAUUCAUCAUAACAUGAACAAUACUAAUAUGAUUCAUCAUAACAUGAACAAUACUAAUAUGAUUAACCAUAACAUGAACAAUACUAAUAUGAUUAACCAUAACGUGAACAAUACUAAUAUGAUUAACCAUAACGUGAACAAUACUAAUAUGAUUAACCAUAACGUGAACAAUAAUAAUAAUAUGGCAGGAAACAAUUUUGUUGUUGGACUUUUAAGAAAUGAAAAUCAUUCAAAAGAUCAUGAAAUACCAAAUAAUUUAGGUAAUAUGAAUAAUUAUAGUGAAUAUGUUAAAAAUAAUUAUUCUGUCGUAAACGAUCCCAAAGUUCUUAAUGCAAAUAAUAAGGAAAACACGAAUAGUCCAUAUAAUAAUACUUCUCAUGAUCGUGUUAAUAAUAAUAAUAAUAAUAAUAAAUAUAAUAAUAAUUAUAACAAAACUAUAGAUCAUGCUUCUUCAAAUAAUAAUAUAGCAUCUUCCUCAUGUGUAAAUUUAAAAAAUUUAAUUAAUAUAAAUAAAAAUUUCAAUGUAUUAAUGAAUAAUAUAAACGUAGAUCAAUCAUCUUUAAAUAUGAAUGCUCAAAGUAAUAACAUGUAUGAUUCUUAUGGUAAAGAAAAUAUUGGUAUUAUAAAUAAUAUGGAGAACCAAGAACAAUUAGAAAAUAACAGUAAUAAUAUGAUGUAUGCAUCAAAUAGAAGUUUAAUAAAUCCAUAUAUGAAUAUUAUGAACAUGAAAGGAAAUGUCAACAUGAACAAUAAUAUGAACAAUAAUAUGAACAAUAGCAUGAACACUAAUAUGAACAAUAAUAUGAACAAUAGCAUGAACAAUAGCAUGAACAAUAAUAUGAACAAUAAUAUGAACAAUAAUAUGAACAAUAGUAUGAACAAUAAUAUGGUAUUAAAUAGAAAUUCCUUAUCUUUAAAUAAUAUGAAUUUAAUGAAUGAUUUAAAUUUGAAUGGAAAUUCAUAUGUUGAUUAUAAAUUUAAUGGGAAUAUACCAAAUGAAGAAUUAUACAAUUUACAUAUGAUUCAAAAUAAUGAUAUAAAAAAUAAUUUAAAAAAAGUGGUACCAAAGAGAAGAAAACAAGAAAAUAAAUCAAAUGAAUCUCCUAAUACUGUAAAUGUUUUAGGUGGUACAAAACGACCAAGAAAAAAGAAAAAAGAUAAUGUAUCUUCAGAAUCAUCAAAUAAUGAAUUAUUAUUAAAAAAUAAAAAGAUGAGUAAAAGCACAAAGGGAAGAAAACCAAAAGAUAAAAAUUUAUCACAACCUAAUGUUCAUGAAGAACUAAAUAAUUCUUAUAUUUCUAAUGAUAAUUCUUCAAACGUUUUAAAUAAAAAUAUCAUGGAUAAUAUGGGAAAUGAUAUAAAAAAUGAUGUAAAAAAUGAUGUAAAAAAUGAUAUAAAAAAUGAUAUAAAAAAUGAUAUAAAAAAUGAUAAUCAAUAUGUUAAUAAUAUGACCCUGAACAAUGCUACCUCUGCUUCUAGCGUGAGUGCUAAUAAUAAUAUAUCUCAAAUGAAUAAUUUAUAUUCUGAUGAAUCAAAAGCUUAUAAUACGUAUAACAUGAAUCAGAAAUAUAUAAAUGAUAAUAUUCAAAUGAAUAAUAACAUUAUCCCUGUAAAUAAUAAUAACAAUAAUAUUAACACUACUACGAAUAAUAAUAAUAAUAAUAAUAAUAAUAUGCAUGAUAAUCAAAUGAACGAAAAAAUCAUCACGAAUAAAAGUAAAACUAUGAGUACCACAAAAAAUGUGUUGUAUGAACAAAAAUAUGAAAGGAAUCAUUCAGAAAACAUGUCCAUUUAUAUGAAAAAUGUUAUGCAUGCUAAUGAUAAAUUAAGUAAUAGUAAUGUAUCAAUGAAAAAAGAUACGUCAUCAUUAUAUCCAAAUAAACUAGAGAUACAAGCACAAAUGAAUAACAUACAUAAAGAUAACCAAUUAUUACAAAAUAGGUAUAAUGUAAACAAUAAUGAAGGAAAUAAUAAUGUGAUUAAUAAAAGUCAGGGUACGCACGGAAAUGAUUCAACAAUGAAUAAUGCAAAUAUAUACACGUAUGUUGACGAAAUAUUUGGUGAUCCAAAUAAUAUAAACAAGGUUAAUUCACACAAUGAAAAUGUGAAUAAAAGUGUGGAUCAAAAUAUAAAUACAAAUAUUAAUACACAACCUAAUACAGACUUGAAUACAGACAUGAAUACAGACAUGAAUACAGAUGUGAAUACAGACGUGAACACACAUUUAAAUACACACAUAAAUACCGAUAUAAAUACCGACAUAAAUACAGAUAUAAAUACAGACAUAAAUACUGACAUAAAUACAGACAUUAACACACAUAUAAAUACAGAAAUAAAUACAGACAUAAAUACAUACAUUAAUACAGACAUUAAUACAGACAUUAAUACAGACAUUAAUACAGACAUUAAUACAGACAUUAAUAGACAUAUUAGUGCUGAUAUAAAGUAUGAAAAUAAUAAUAUUCCUGACAGUUCACGAAAUGUUCAAGGAACUAUUUGCGAAGAUGAACAAAAAAAAAUCCAUAAGCUUGAAAAUGUUCCAAAAGUAGAGAAUGAUAAUGUGCAAUUAAAUAAAGACCAUCUUAACAAUAAUAAAAAUUUGAAUGAAAUGAAUAGGGGAGAAGAAUAUGCUCACAAUGUAACUUUGUCGACAGAUAACCAAAGUAAUGAAUACAAAAAUAAUAUAGAGAAUAAUGCUGAUGUGGUUGAACAAAAUAUGGAUGAUAAUAAUAAUAAUAUGGAUAUGAAUGAUUCUCAUUUAAAUGAUAUGAACAAAGUAAUUAAUAUUACUAAUAAUAGUGUCAUAAAUAAAUCUUUUGUGGAAAUAAUGGAGAAUGAAUAUCCUGAUGAUGCUUUUGAAAAUGUGAAUGAUAAUAAUAGAGAUGAAAAGGUUAUUUCAUGUAAUGAAAAUUUUGUACAUAAAGAAAAUAAUAUCAUAAUAUUAUCAAAGAAUACAGAAGAUAGUAAUGCAAAUAUGUACCAGAUUAAAAAUCGAGCAUUUGAUAUAUAUUUAAAUGAAAGCACAAAAAAUAGAAUAGAAACAGAUAAGAAUAACAAUAAUGUUAAUGAUAAUGUUAAUGAUAAUGUUAAUGAUAAUGUUAAUGAUAAUGAUAAUGAUAAUGAUAUUAACCGUAUGAAUAGUAAUGAUGAUAAUAUGGAAAGUCAUAAAAUCUAUAAUAAUAAUGAGAAUGUUAAUAGUAACAAUAAUUUUGAUUCGUCUAAUGCGAAUAAUAAUCAACUAGAAGAAAAUUUAAGAAAUGGAAUUUCCACAACAGAUUGUGCAGAUUGUGCUGAUAGUUUAGUUACUUCAAAUUCUAAUAUAGGUGAAGAAUUUAAUGAAGGAAGUGCUGUAUUAAUCGGUUCAUUUAGUGAUCAUGUACAUAUACAUAUGGAUGAGAAUGAAAUAUUAAGAAACCAAAUGAAAGAUGAUAUUUUGGAUAAUUUAAUAAAUAUUAAUUUCAAAGAUGAAAUUAAAAGAAUAAUACAAAAUGCUGAAGCCACAUUUAAUAUAAAUGAACAAAGUGAACAAAUCAUUUUUAAUAUCUUUAAACAAGUAGAUAAUUCAAACUUUCUAGAAAUAUUAAAAGAAGUAAUGGUGAAGAAAAAUAACUUGUCAAACAUGGAUUAUUUUAAAAUCACCAAUUAUGAGAGAAAAAUAAUCAAUCAUAAAAAUUUUGUUCAUAAUAGUAAUAGAUCAAAAUUAGUUACACUUCAGUAUGAAGAAAACGAUCAAAAUAAUACCUCAAGAAAUAUGAACUGUAUUGUAAGAUCGGAAAAUUGCUUGUUAGGAAGUGAUAAAAAAAAAAUUAUCGAUAAAAUAAUUAAUUCAAAUUUUGAUAUCACUUUAACAAGCACAUCCUUAGCUAGUACAUCCAUUGUCAAUACAUUUAAAGAGGAUGAAUAUGAAUUAUUAGAUUCUUUUACUUGCGAAUAUUUUUGUUUUUCUGUUUGUGUUAAGAAUGAAUUUAACACCUAUUUGGAAUUUUACAAAAACAUAGUGCGCCCAGACAACAAUGAUGAUGAAUCUGGUAAAUUUUAUAUAAGAGCACAAUGCAAAGAUUAUGAUACCUUUUUUGAAAGUUUUGUAGACUUUCUAAUUUAA
Molecule: messenger RNA, 9747 nt
Organism: Plasmodium falciparum 3D7
Lineage: Eukaryota; Apicomplexa; Aconoidasida; Haemosporida; Plasmodiidae
Source: RefSeq, a predicted model, not a curated record